AUGGAUCAGCAAAAGCCCCCGGAAUUCAUCCUCGACGUCUUUACGGAUCCUCGAUCUGUUCGCGACGUGGUUAAAGGCAUACUGCACACAAUCUUCUUUAACCGAUUCUUCCCUUCUCUCGCCCCCCGAACGCACGAGGUCUUGGAUGUCACUCUCCCCUACGUCAACGACGAUGAGCUGGAGACGCUGAUCGAACAGCGCGCCUAUGCGCUCGAGCGCCAGCUCGAUGCCGAACGAUUGUCCAAUUCGGGUGGCCAGGCCGGAGGUGCGCCGGCCAAGGGAGACAAACUGAGCGGCGCCGGCCUGGGCGACGGCGGCAGCGGUGGAAGGGGCCAGAUCACCGUCCAGUUCUUUGAGCGAAAGCGCAAGAAGGCGUGGCUGGUUGGCCGCGGAGACGAGGAGGUCUGCUGGGAAACAUGGACAAUCAAGGUGACCGUUGCUGAACCGAGAACUGAAAACGAACGUGCCAAGGUCCGCAGAGCCAUGGAGCAAACCCUCUUCGCCACAGCCAUGAAAAUCGUCACCUUUGUCAACACCCACAAAGACCACAUCCCGCCCAUCACCACCCAGGGCGGCAACCCUUUCCCCUACAAGAUUAACCUCGAGUCCAAGGAAACCAGCUGGGUAUCUCGCAUACGCAUCUACUAGAACUGAGCAAAAAAAGAAAAAAACAAGCCAACAAACAAACUGGGCCACCAUCUUUUUUAUGACACGCCAACUCGAAAUGACUCUCUUUACACAUCAUUCUCUAACCCCUCAUUUUCGCGACAUUUUUUCAGCCAAGCAAACGGGCUACAAUGACAGAAUAAAAAGGUUCGACUGAUAGAUUUUUAUUUUUGGAUUUUCUUGGGAGGGAGGGGGAGGCUGCGCAUGCACCCGGUUAGGGGCUUUUCGAUGUAGGCAGCUGUAUAUAUGAGCUCUACACGAGGCGUUUGGGUGUCGGCAUGGGAGAAGACAUGUUAUUUUUACAGCUUAAUGCACGAUCCAAAGGUAGAUACCCCCCAGAGUUCACACGACACGCAUUGCACACACAGUCAUGUGCAGUGUUACACGGAGCAGGCUGGGGGAAACAGAUGAAGCAGGCUUAAUGAUGCAUAUUGGCUCAGCCUGAGUUACAAGUCUUACGCCGGUAGCUAUGAAGCACUAGACAGACACGAUAAUGGUGCAGUAAACAAUACAAAGUUGAAAGC
Trichoderma virens Gv29-8 is the source of this 1190-nucleotide messenger RNA. RefSeq lists its product as uncharacterized. Bases 1 to 648 code for a protein of 215 amino acids. Gene Ontology annotation, biological process: autophagosome assembly; autophagy. Gene Ontology annotation, cellular component: phagophore assembly site. The record is from RefSeq and is a predicted model, not a curated record. NCBI's taxonomy places the organism in Eukaryota, Fungi, Ascomycota, Sordariomycetes, Hypocreales, Hypocreaceae. The transcript is spliced from 3 exons.